Messenger RNA from Punctularia strigosozonata HHB-11173 SS5, 642 nucleotides. RefSeq lists its product as uncharacterized. NCBI's taxonomy places the organism in Eukaryota, Fungi, Basidiomycota, Agaricomycetes, Corticiales, Punctulariaceae. The transcript has 2 exons. The record is from RefSeq and is a predicted model, not a curated record. The annotation marks the transcript as partial.
UGACCACCGCCUCCGCUGCGAGCACCCAGACCGACCCGGAUGCGGCGCCGACCACGUCCUUUGUAUUGCCGUCCAUGCCCGCCAAUGCCACGAUCUCGUCCGUUCCGAGGGGUCUCCCCGCGCGGAUAGUCGCGGGCAAUAUCAACUUCACAAAGCCGACUGGAUUCUCAAGAACGCACUGCAGGUCUACGUCCCUACCCAUACCAGUUCAUGGCAGCCGUUGAUGAGCUGUUGACCACAUUCCUCGCGUAUAUCCCGAGUGACUCACGUUCUUCCCUAGCUUCAUUGGCGUCGCGCGGCAGGUCGCCACCCGGGUCGACAGCAGGUCCCGCGUCAUGUCCCUCAGACCCGAAUGCGGGCUAGGAUGGGAGUUCAUCUGGCUCCGGAAUGUCAAGUUCCUCCGCCAAUGACAAUGCAGGUGCACGCAGCAGCAGCAAUAACCACCAGCACGCGACCAUCGGCAUCGUGUCGUCCCUCGGUGGUGCCACACUCAUUGUGUUCGCCCUGCUUGUCUUUCGCUCGCUUAAGCGCUGUCGUGAGUUCGUGCACCAGCGCCUCGGCGAGGAGCCGGAUACAUAUGUCGGCGCCCACCUGGAGGUGGGCAGCGCAAGACCGGCACCGAGCAGGAUGUACCAGCAUUGG